AUGAAGAGCGCUACCCUACCAAUCCAGACGCAUCGGCACCAGGCUCAGGAUCAUGAAAUCUCGCAGCCUCUGACUUUCGACAAGGCCGUCAAGGAAGUCAAACAUGGCCAAGAUCCUUCAGCUGUUGCCGUCCGCCUCCUGGCAGAAAUGUCAUCAGCCGAGCGUUUACAUCUCCUGGAUGGAGACGUGCCUUUUUGGGAUGGUCUGCGGGAAAUACUUUGCGAUCGUUACAACCGCAAACCAUUUGUCAUGGGCGCCAUCCCUCGUCUCAACAUUCCAGGAAUCAGGUUUACUGAUGGGCCCAGGGGCAUUGUCAUGGGCUCGUCGACUGCCUUUCCGAUUGCCAUGGCACGCGGUGCAACCUGGGAUAUCGAGCUUGAACGGCGUAUCGGUAAUGCUAUUGGACUUGAAGGCAAAGCCCAGGGCGCCAAUCUCUUCGCCGGGGUAUGCAUCAACCUCCCGCGCCAUCCAGCGUGGGGUCGCAUCCAAGAAACAUAUGGAGAAGAUCCGAUCUUGUUGGGUGAAUUUGGCUCUGCUCUCACACAAGGCGUUCAAAACCAUAUCAUGGCUUGCGUGAAGCACUUUGCUUUGAACUCGAUAGAGAACGCUCGGUUUCGAGUUGAUGUACAAGUGGACGAAGACGUGCUUCAUGAAGUAUACCUCGCUCACUUCAAGAGAGUUAUCGAAGCCGGCGCAGCAUCAGUCAUGUCCUCGUAUAACUCGGUCAACGGAGAGUGGGCUGGGCAAAGCAGGCUCUUACUUACAGAUAUCUUGCGCGACCAGUGGAACUUCACUGGAUUCGUCAUGUCAGAUUUCAUUUUCGGUCUGAGAAAUGCUGCGACUUCUCUUAAGAACGGCUUGGACAUUGAAGCUCCUUUUGCACAACAACGGGCAAUGCAUCUCGAUGAUGCACUGAGGAGUGGUGAGCUAUCCCAGGUUGAUAUAGGCAGAGCAGCCAUGAACAUUCUGCGCACGAAGCUCGAAUUUGGCUCUCUUCUUAUCCAAGAACCGCCUAAUAAGUCGGUUGUCUUCUGUGAAGAACAUCGACAGCUCGCCAGAGAGGUUGCAGGACGAUCAAUGGUGCUUCUCAAGAAUGAUGCUAUCAAUGGCAAUCCGGUUCUUCCACUCAAAGCAGAAGCUCCAUCUCGCUUGGCUGUCGUUGGCCGUCUGGCAAACAAGCCCAACACGGGUGACAAGGGAUCCUCGCAGGUUUUCUCACCCACCAUAGUCACCCCCUACCAAGGACUCAAGAGCGAGAUUCCAAGCGCAGAUGUCAUUCUCGAAGAUAGCGACAAUCCAGAAGCCGCUCGAGAGGCCGCAAAGCAAGCAGAUGUUGCUGUUGUUAUCGUAGGCUACGACGCCGGGGAUGAGGGCGAAUAUGUAGUGCCUUCUCUCCAGAACGACCCUUGUUUAUCUGAACUUUUUCCCCCGACGAGGAAUCCUGAUGAGGAAGAGAUGUUGUCGAUUGUGCAGGGAAAGCCGACGCAAGGAAAACAAGAAUCAGCACUGGAAGUUGGCGCUGGUGGCGACCGACGAUCCCUGCGAUUAAGACCUCGAGACGUCCAGGUUAUCGGUGCCGUGGCAUCUGUCAACUCGCAUACAAUCGUCGUGCUUGUUUGCGCCGGCGCUGUCAUAAUGGAGGAAUGGAAGGAUAAGCCACCUGCUAUCUUGAUCAGUUGGUACGCUGGGGCAGAGGGUGGCUAUGCACUCGCAGUCGUCUUGCUUGGACGUGUUGAUACUGGAGGUAGAUUGCCAUUCUCUAUCCCUAAGGAUGAAAGCCACCUCCCAGAACUUGAUAUCGAAGCAUCAAGCAUCAAAUAUGAUCGUUGGUACGGCCAAGCUCUGCUCGAUAAGCUUGGAGUCGAUGCGGCGUUUCCACUCGGUUAUGGGCUGUCCUAUACCAAGUUUCGAUUCAAGAACCUUGACUGCGUGUACUUGGGGGUCCAGAGGAUUAUCAAGGUCGCUCUGGACGUGGAGAAUACAGGUCUGAGAUCCGGCCAUCACGUUGCGCAAGUGUAUGGGUAUCCUAAGAUGGUAGAGUUUCCGCAUCGGGUCUUGCUUGGAUUCGGGCAUGUUUACUUGCAAUCCGGGGAGUCGAAGCGGAUAUAUAUUGAAGCAUCCCUGCGGCCAAUUGAACGAUGGAUCAAUGGCAGAUUCUGUUCAUUGGUUAGUUCUGUUGAGAUUGAGGUUGCUGGAUACUCUGGGGAUAUGGAAGCAAUUCGCAAAGUUUGUAAGCUGUAUUGA
This is a messenger RNA of Fusarium subglutinans, 2244 nucleotides long. RefSeq names its product beta-glucosidase. Gene Ontology annotation, molecular function: beta-glucosidase activity. Gene Ontology annotation, biological process: glucan catabolic process. The transcript has a single exon. The coding region runs from base 1 to 2244 and encodes 747 amino acids. Lineage: Eukaryota; Fungi; Ascomycota; Sordariomycetes; Hypocreales; Nectriaceae. The record is from RefSeq and is a predicted model, not a curated record.